This is a messenger RNA of Anthonomus grandis grandis, 787 nucleotides long. It is a transcript of the gene Prpk, whose product is annotated as EKC/KEOPS complex subunit TP53RK. Gene Ontology annotation, molecular function: protein serine/threonine kinase activity; ATP binding. Gene Ontology annotation, cellular component: cytosol; EKC/KEOPS complex; nucleus. Gene Ontology annotation, biological process: protein phosphorylation. Bases 7 to 684 code for a protein of 225 amino acids. The record is from RefSeq and is a predicted model, not a curated record. Lineage: Eukaryota; Metazoa; Arthropoda; Insecta; Coleoptera; Curculionidae. The transcript has a single exon.
AACUAAAUGGAGGGUUUCGAGUUAAUGAAACAGGGGGCGGAGGCCAGACUAUAUCAUGGCACGUAUUUAGGCAGACCGGCCCUAAUAAAGGAAAGAUUCGUAAAAAACUACCGUCACAAGCACCUAGAUGACCAUUUGACUAAAGAGCGUAUGAAGGCGGAGACCCGAGCAAUUGUCAGGUGUAAAACGGUCGGGAUUCCCACACCGAUGCUCCUGCUGGUGGAUUUCGAACGCAGGAUGAUCUUCAUGGAGCAUUUCGUUUACAGCAUCACCCUACGGAAUUACAUCGAGAUGGCUCCGUUGAGCACUUUGUUGGAACUGGCCAUUUUGGUGGGGAAAACCUUGGGGAGGAUGCACGAGGGCUGCAUAAUACAUGGAGACCUCACCACAAGCAAUAUGCUCUUGGUGAAUAAGCACAGCAAGCACGAGUUUGGAAAUUUAAAGGAGCUGAAGCUGGUGCUGAUCGAUUUUGGACUGGCACAUGUUGACCCCAGCACAGAGGACAAGGGGGUCGACCUGUAUGUGCUGGAGAGGGCUCUGUUGAGCACUCACGCUGUCGCUGAGAAGUUAUUUCCUGAAAUUAUUAAAGGCUAUCGACAAGAAUAUAAGAAAAACUUUAGGGAGGUGUGGGCGAAGUAUGAGGAAGUGAGAGCCAGGGGGAGGAAGAGAACCAUGGCUGGAUAAAUAAAAGUAUUUUUUUUUUAUAAAUAAAAGCAUGAGUUUUAUUUGGGGCCUAAUGGCACACAAACUGAAAUCAGCAUAGACAGACGUCACCAUGACAGGUGAC